This is a messenger RNA of Zea mays, 4832 nucleotides long. RefSeq lists its product as uncharacterized. The record is from RefSeq and is a predicted model, not a curated record. The transcript has 4 exons. Lineage: Eukaryota; Viridiplantae; Streptophyta; Magnoliopsida; Poales; Poaceae. Bases 3931 to 4266 code for a protein of 111 amino acids.
AUAAACGGUCACAGGCUGUUAGGCGCGCCACCCACCUCAGCCGCUCGCAAAACCCUCUCCUCUCGAGAAGCAGCGCGGCGGAGACCGGAGAGAAGCAGUCGGCAGCCGGGAAGCCCGUCGCGUGCCUUUCUUCCUCAACGUGCCAUGAUUAACGAAAUAUUUGAGCACUGGGGUUCGUAUCGCACGCCGAGAUCUUCCCUUUUGUUUUUUAUUCUCCGAUCGUGCCCGCAUUAGUGGAUAUUAGGGUGCACCGCGCUGCUUGUAUUUUGUCUCUAUCUCGUCGUUUGCUAGUUUUUGCUACCAAUCGGGAUGCUGAGCUCAGUGUAGAAAGACUGAGAGGUUCGAUCAGCCUGUUCACCCCCUAGGGUUCGUAGAUGACCUUAGUGCGAUGUUUUGUUUCCCUUGUUUGUCUCGGUUUGUUGAUUGGGGAAAGGUUUCGGUUAUUUAUUACUGAGUGAGGCUGGUUGGUUCAGGUCAAGGCUACGACUUGUCUGCUACUGUUAUUCAGCAGUAUGUAUUGCUGUUUGCCACUAUAAAUUUUGGUUUAUUGGUGUGAUUCAGUCUCGUAAUUCCAUGAAUUUAGGGAUGGGUGAUUUUAGCUUAUGCAGUCAUUGCAGCAGUGGUGCAUGGUAAAUUAGAAUGCUCCAAGACUGACAAGGUCGAGGGAGACAAUUUUAGGUUUUCAGCUUUUCAUGAACUGUAGGAGGUUUCCUAUCAAAUCAGAUAAACGGAUGCUGAAUCACAAGGUGCUUGUGUGGCCUUGACAUUACAAUUUCUCCAAUGGUUCUAGUCAACAACUUUGGUUACAUUGUUCUCACGUUCUUGCAUUCUCUCACUGUAUAAAUGCAACCGAAUGUUAGCACUGCCAACGGCCUAUUUUCCUACAAUUUGUGAUGUCAAUGGUUUAUCUUACUUAUUAUGGAUACUAAAAGGUGUGCUAACUAUAGAUGGACAAACGGGCGGCACGACCUGACCCGACCCGGCACGAGCCCAACUUAGGCACGGCACAACAGGCUCGUUUACAUAAUCGGGCCGGGCCGGGCCGCCCGACGUGCUCGCCUCCAGGCCCAAGCAUGCCACGCUGGAUUGUUAAACGUGUCGUGCCGGCCCGAGAGCACGCAAGCACGUUAGGGUCGUGCUGACCCGAAACCCUAAACUCAAUCAACAUGUCGCAUGCCUCUACGGUCACAGAUUACAAACCACAAUAUUACAAAUUAAAUUACAUGUCUAGCACCAAAAUAUAACACAUUACAAACCAAUCACAACACAUAACACAUUAUUAAAUUUGAGCUGGUGCAAUGGCUGCCUCGUUAAAAACCUAUUUAGGUAAAACUCACACCUCAUGAGAAACCCUAGAUAGGAAAAGAGUACAACCCAGCUCAACAAUUUCAUUAUUUCAUCACUUAGUUCAUCACAGACUUUACAUGUCCAGAACCACAUGACAUAAACCCACAUUACAUGUCCACAACAUACUAAUUAAUGAAUAAAUCUCUGAAGGACUCUUCCAGGGUUUUAUCUUCUGUUGUGUGUUGCAUUCUUGCAUCUGCUGCCUCCCAGUCCUUUAGCAAGGAAAGCAUCUCCACCAUUCCUGAGCCAAGUCGACGACGCCGCUCCUCAAUGACCCUACCUGCAAGACUAAAUGCUGAUUCUGAACUCACAAUAGAGACAGGAACUGAAAUGAUAUCUUUAGCUAGGAUUGAAAGUACUGGAUAAGUUAGUUUAUGGUCAUGCCACCAAUCUAGGAGAUUGAAUUCAUCAUCAAACUUCUGAACAGUGUCACUAUCUAGAUAAUCAGCUAGUUCAGAACCAGAAAUACCAUGAGUGCUUGCUGCAUGAAGCAAAACACUAGCAUAUGUUCUUCUUGAGAGUUCAGGACCCAUGGAAGAACUGCCACUGGCACCAAAGGCACCCAGACCAGCACCCAGUGCCAUUGAAGAACUACUACCAAUGCCAUAUGCACCAAACACCAAAUCCCAAGCAUAUUUGCUCUUACCUUCACCAGGGGUAGCAUUUGAAGUCCUCUGCAACCUAACAGAACCAAAUUUAUCAUCAUAUUUAUUAAAUAAAUCAGAUAAAUCAGCCCUCACAGAAGUUAGAUAUCCAGAGUAAUCAGAAUGAGUAAGCUGAGACAUCAGUGCAAGCACAUUGUUGAAACCUCUCAUUUUAGCUCUAGGGUCAAGUAUAAAUGCAAAUGCAUAUAGCAAAGGAAUUGUACCCCAAUAUUUUAAGAAUUUGUCUUUCAUUGGGACAACUAUAUGUCUAAGCAAGUUAUCAUUCUCAUACAUGUUCAUGUGCUUAUUAAUAUGAAGAAUGUGGUGCAACAUUAAAGGUGAUGUAGGGUUAAAGAAGCAAAGACAGAGGGAUUAGGGUUUAGGGUUUAGCGAGUUCAUACCUUAGCUGAAUGUCGGAGCACCAGUUUCGUCGGCGAUUACCAAGAACAACGCAGAUCAGGACAGAGAAGAUCCAGCGACGGCAGAUCCAGGGACACAGAGACAGAGCCUGAUAGAAGAACAGAGAGACUAUGAGCACAAACACACGAUAUAGAUGGCCAAACAGGGAGAGGAUGUGUAAAGCUUUACCUUACCAGAUCAGAUCUAGAGCCGGAGGCAGAUCCACAGACCAUCAGUGAUGGAGAGGACAGAGGAGAGGCAGAUCCACAGAUCCAGUACACCGGAGUUCAUAGAAGAGGAGGGGGAAGCGCUAGGGAAUGGGGAUACUGUUACCGACGACGUGCCGAGGACGGAGCAUCCAGGAAGCACGGCGGCCGACGGCCAACACCUCGACGUCGACGGAAGCUGGGUGCCUCUUUGCCUCGUCGAGGCCGUGAGGGGGGUGGACGGGCGACGGUCGACGGGGCGACGCAGCGAGGCUGCGAGCGCGAGGGAUCCGAGGGGAGAGCCGAGGGGCGACCGGGCGAGGGCGAGCGGAGGGGACGAGACGAGGGGGCGACUGGCGGUCGGGUCGUGUGAGACUGUGAGUGUGCGGUUAGGUUAGGGAUUUAGGGUUCGGGCCAAUCGGGCUUACCGUUUUAAUCGGGCCGUGUCGGGCCGGCACGACGUGCCUAGAUCACGGCCCAAGCCCGGCACGGGCAUAGUGUCGGGCUGGCACUAGCCCGUUUACCAUCGGGCCGUGUCGGGCUUAGGCACGAUGAAACGUGCCAGGCCUCGGACCGGCCCGACUGACCCGACCCAUCUGGCCAUCUCUAGUGCUAACAUUUCUAGGAGUUGUAGUCAGAUCUGGAGCGACAGUGAAGUGUGACCCAUGAGAGUUCUAGUGCCAUGUUUCACAGGUUGGUUUCUACUUGUAAUGACCGCUAUUGGUUUAUCUUAUUUUUGUGCAGUUCCUGUUUUUGACUUUUCAGUUGUUGGUCUUUUAAGAUAGCAUUACAUGAUAGAAAGGGGAAUGAGGAUGUGAGAGUUUUUGUGAAGGUUGAUGGAAAAGAGUUUUGGAUUGGAAAACUAUCAGUUGACAAAUACCCUCAGUGUAAAACUAGUUUGGUAUUCGAGAAGGAGUUCCGGAUCGAUGGGAUCGAGGAACGGGAACGUGGUACGUUGUAUGCUACUAAAACUAGGAUUUAACACUACUGGAACUAGAUUGUUCCCACGUUUCCGGAAUGGAACGAACGUUCCCAGAACGAGGAACGUGACCAAGUUCCCAGUCCCAGUUACUAAGGUUUGAGUUACUACACACCUCGAAAACCAGCACCAUCUCUGCCCUUGGCUACAAAUGUUGGCAUUGCAAGAGAAAGUAUCCUUUCAUUUUACUUUGUUCAGUAUUUUUAGAGAAGCCUGAACACAACUUUCUUUUCCCUAACAACUUCUCUGUCAUUUAUCAUAAAUAUGAUAGUGUCACAAGUACCAAAGAAGGUAAUGAUCUUGUUCUUCCAGUAUUGGACAUCCCUAAUGUUUUUUAUCACUUGGCAUAAACAACAUGGUGAUUGAUGUUUCAAAUGAUGAAUCUGAUGAGGAGGUUCCACAGGCUAUUCCAUUAUUCCCAAAAGCAGAUGAUGAUAAAAGCAAAGAAAGUAAAUGUGAUGUGGAGAAGCCUGCUGCUACUGAGUCCUCUAAACCGAAGGUUAGCUUGGAGGAAACAAAGGAUCCUGAGAAGCAUGAAGUUGAUGUUGGUGGCACCGACGAUGAUGAAAGUGACGAAGACUUUGUUGAUUCAGAAGAGGGUGAAUCAGAUGAUGACGAGAGUACUAAGAGCAAGAAUAGGCCAAGCAGCCUCACCCUUGAAGACACCUCCAGGGAAAAAGUUUGCAGUUAGUGAUGAUGCUAAGAAAAAUAUCCACGUCCAUGUCGAAGUUGGUGAAGACGGCUCGCUCAAUCAUUGACAACUACAAGCAAUCCACUGGUCAUAGCUGCAAGUCGUGCAGCAAGUAAUUUUCUCGCCUCGUGCGGUCGAAGCACAGUGCUCAUUGCAAGAUCAAGGUGAAGCAAGCACAGUGCUCAUUGCAAGGUGAAUUAUAACCAGUGCUCAUUGCAAGGUGAAGCUAGUGAUGAUGCUAAGAAAAGUACCAGAAUUUUUCUCACACAUGGGCGUCCUUUUUGGUCGUGGACUUUCUACUCGUCCGUUAGUCUGGAAACUCAUUGCAAGCUGAAGCACAGUGCUCGAAAGUGAAGUAGCAUUCAUGGACUAUGUUAGGGACGUUCGUUAUUAGGCAAGUGAAUUGUGGGUUUGCGUUUACUGCUACAAACGGGCUCUAAGGCAGCAUCAACAGAAUGCUAUUGCUUAUUGCGGGUUGUUGGAAAGUUGCUGUUUUUUCUGCUCAACAGAAUGUGUAAUUGAGAUUUUCUUGAAUUAGAAAGUUGUUGUUUUGCAGCGUGUAUUGA